Lutra lutra (Eurasian river otter) is the source of this 1332-nucleotide messenger RNA. It is a transcript of the gene GPR6, whose product is annotated as G protein-coupled receptor 6. NCBI's taxonomy places the organism in Eukaryota, Metazoa, Chordata, Mammalia, Carnivora, Mustelidae. Gene Ontology annotation, cellular component: membrane. The transcript is spliced from 2 exons. The coding region runs from base 155 to 1243 and encodes 362 amino acids. The record is from RefSeq and is a predicted model, not a curated record. Gene Ontology annotation, molecular function: sphingosine-1-phosphate receptor activity. Gene Ontology annotation, biological process: G protein-coupled receptor signaling pathway.
GGAGCCCGGCGCUCUGCUCCGCGCGGGCCCUGUCGCGCCGCAGGCAUAGGCUCAGUCCGCGCGCGCGGGGAGCGCAGCCUGGCGCCCCGCUGCAGCGCUCAUGAUCAGCGACUUCCUGAAGCCCUGACUCCCCAGGGUGCAGCGACAGGCCGCAAUGAACGCGAGCGCCUCCUCGCUCAACGAGUCCCAGGUGGUGGCAGUGACCGCCGAGGGAGCGGCGGCGGCGGCCACAGCGGCAGGGGCGCGGGACAGCGGUGAAUGGGGGCCCCCUGCAGCGGCGGCGCUGGGGGGCGGCGGCGCGGCUAACGUGUCCCUGGAGCUGUCUUCUCAGCUGCCGGCCGGGCCACCGGGGCUGCUGCUGUCGGCGGUGAAUCCUUGGGACGUGCUCCUGUGCGUGUCGGGGACGGUGAUCGCAGGCGAAAAUGCUCUGGUAGUGGCUCUAAUUGCGUCCACCCCCGCGCUGCGCACGCCUAUGUUUGUGCUGGUGGGCAGCCUGGCCACGGCCGACCUGCUGGCGGGCUGCGGUCUCAUCCUUCACUUCGUGUUCCAGUACGUGGUGCCCUCAGAGACGGUGAGCCUGCUCACGGUGGGCUUCCUCGUGGCUUCCUUCGCUGCCUCGGUCAGCAGCCUGCUGGCCAUCACGGUGGACCGCUACCUGUCUCUCUACAACGCGCUCACCUACUACUCGCGCCGGACCCUGUUGGGCGUGCACAUCCUGCUCGCCGCCACCUGGACGGUGUCCCUAGGCCUCGGGCUGCUGCCCGUGCUCGGCUGGAACUGCCUAGCAGAGCGCGCCACCUGCAGCGUGGUGAGCCCGCUGACGCGCAGCCACGUGGCGCUGCUCUCCGCGGCGUUCUUUGCGGUCUUCGGCAUCAUGCUGCACCUGUACGUGCGCAUCUGCCAGGUGGUCUGGCGCCACGCGCACCAGAUCGCGCUGCAGCAGCACUGCCUGGCGCCGCCCCACCUGGCAGCCACCAGAAAGGGUGUGGGCACGCUGGCCGUGGUACUGGGCACUUUUGGCGCCAGUUGGCUGCCCUUCGCCAUCUAUUGCGUGGUAGGCAGCCGCGAGGACCCGGCAGUCUAUACCUACGCCACCCUGCUGCCCGCCACCUACAACUCCAUGAUCAAUCCCAUCAUCUAUGCCUUCCGCAACCAGGAGAUUCAGCGUGCCCUGUGGCUCCUGUUCUGUGGCUGUUUCCAGUCCAAAGUGCCCUUCCGUUCCAGGUCCCCCAGUGAGGUCUGAAGGCUCCCUCCCUCCGUCCUCCUGCCAACACCACACUCACAACAAGCCACCCUUCAGUGAGCUUCUCGGUGCCUGCUGAUGAACUCUGA